Herpailurus yagouaroundi (jaguarundi) is the source of this 1605-nucleotide messenger RNA. RefSeq names its product cylicin 2 (gene CYLC2). The transcript has 4 exons. The record is from RefSeq and is a predicted model, not a curated record. Gene Ontology annotation, molecular function: structural constituent of cytoskeleton. NCBI's taxonomy places the organism in Eukaryota, Metazoa, Chordata, Mammalia, Carnivora, Felidae. Gene Ontology annotation, cellular component: nucleus. Bases 67 to 1308 code for a protein of 413 amino acids.
CUCUCAACAUCAUUAAUUUGAACUUACAGUGCUUACUUAAGUCCUGGCAAAUCAUAGGUGGUGGAAAUGUCUGUACCAAGAUUCCAAAAAAUAAACUUUGGAACAUAUGAUAAUUACAUUCCAGUCAGUGAAUUAAGCAAAAAAUCAUGGAAUCAGCAACACUUUGCCCUGGUAUUUCCCAAACCACCACGGCCAGGAAAAAAAAAGAGAUCAAAACCAUCUCAACUACGAGACAAUACAGCUCCUAAAUAUGAUGAAGAGAAAUUAAGAGAAGGUCCUAAACGACCGUUAUGGAUGCACAGUUCUUUAAUGAGAAUUUCUGAAAGACCAUCUGAUUAUUUAGCUGCCAGGAUAUGGCCCCAACAUAAACCAACCCAUCACCCCAAGGAGGUUGCUAAAGUAGCAGAUGUACACAAACCUGUAUCUCCAGCAAGAGGUAAGAAAGAUAAAGAACACAAGACAGCAGACAAGAAAGACAAAUCAGAAUCAGAAUCAGAAUCCACAGUUUCAAAGGGGCCACUAAUAACUAGGAAGGAGUCAAAGAAAGAUAAGGAUAUAGAAACAGGAACUAAAGGUGAAAAAGAUGUUGCAAAAACAGAUGUCAAAAAAGAGAAGAAACAUACAAAGAAGGGUAAGGAGUCAGCUACAGAAUCUGAAGAGGAACAAAAAGGUGCAAAAAAAGAUACCAAAAAAGAAAGAAAAGAUUCAAAGAAGGGUAAGGAGUCAGGUACAGAAUCUGAAGGUGAAAAGAAAGAUGCCAAGAAAGGUGCCAAGAAAGAAAAGAAAGAUUCAAAGGACAAGGAGUCAGGUAUAGAAUCUGAAGGUGAGAAGAAAGAUGCCAAGAAAGAAAAGAAAGAUUCAAAAAAGGGCAAGGAGUCAGGUACAGAAUCUGAAGGUGAAAAAAAGAAUUCAAAGAAAGAUGCCAAGAAAGAUAAGAAAGAUUCAAAGAAGAGCAAAGAAUCAAGUAUAGAAUCUGAAGAUGAAAAGAAGGGUGCCAAGAAGGAUAAGGAUGGGAAAAAAGAUUCAAAGAAACCGGGAGAAAAAGAUGAUGAGUCAAAAGACAAGAAAGAAUCCAAGAAAGAUGCAAAGAGAAAGGUGAGUAAAAAAGAGAAGAAAGAUGAAAAGCCUAGUGGGACAGAUAUUGAAUCAAAAGAUGAUGCCAAGAAAGAUGCCAAGAAGAAUGCCAAGAAAGAUGGCAAGAAAGAUGCCAAGAAAGAUACUGACACAGAAUCUCCUGAUGCAAAGAAGGAUGCAAAGAAGGAUAAAAAGGAUGCAAAGAAGGAUGCAAAGGCAAAGAAAGGCAAGUAGGCCUUGGAUAAAAUUCAAAAGCACGUUCGAUAAAACAAUUUUAGCAAUCUGAUACCAAAUCUAUGAGUGACAGGGGGCCUCAAAGAAUCAAAUAAUUUUUAAAAUGGAGCAAAGAAGAAUACAAAGAAAGACUCAUAAAAUCAUAAAAAUAUAAAGAAGAUAAGAAAAAUUAAGAGAUGAUUCAAUGAAGAACUUGGAGGAUACAUAUGCUAAGUUUGGGGAUAUGAAGGAUUCAAUGAAAAAUCCCUAGAAAUGUUCAAAGAAGAAUAUUCAAAUCAGGAUGUAGAAGUUAAUGAC